UCUCGACGCCAGCGCGCCACGUGACCGCGCACCAAGUCGAUCGUCAACGCCAACCCUUUCGUGCACCCCAUGUAAGCGAAUGAUUUUAGUGUGGUGUAUGAACGAUAAGUUACGAUAAGCGUGAGGAUCACGCUAGUUUCCUAUUUUACGAUUCCUACGAGACUGAAUAGAGCAUAUAAAACGCGAAAUAAAGAGAGAGGAUGGCGCUGAGACGGCUGUGAGAAUCAUCAAUUGCGAAGCGAUUGAGGAAAAGGAGACGAGGAAAAAAGAAAGAAGAAUGCGCGUUGUAAUAUCAAUCUCCCCGGUCGCAUGCUGGUAAGCGCGACACUCGAUCAGUAUCAUUUCACGCGAUGCAAUCCAUCUAUUGGACCGGACGGCUGCUGUCGCGUGCACUCUGGAACGGCAUCGCGAGCUACAGCACCUCGUGCAGCUCCGAUCAGCAACCGAACGCGGUCGUCGCGAGCAGCAGCAGGCGCCGCGAAGCCUCGCUCAUCUCCGCCGUGUGCGGCUUCCCGAAGGAACUUGUCCGAAGUCGAAUACGCAAGGGUCAAUUCGGCGACGACGCCUGGUUCACCGCCAAAUUCAGGACGGCCGAAGUUAUAGGUGUAGCUGAUGGUGUUGGAGGAUGGCGACACUAUGGAAUUGAUCCAGGAGAGUUUUCGAAUUUCUUGAUGAGAACUUGUGAGAGGCUAGUCUCUAUGGGUAAAUUCAGACCUACAGAACCAGCCGGCUUAUUAGCACGUAGUUAUUACGAAUUAUUAGAAAAUAAACAACCAAUAUUAGGUAGCAGCACAGCAUGUGUUAUAGUUCUCAAUAAAGAGACAAGCAGCAUUUAUGCAGCUAAUAUAGGAGAUAGCGGCUUUGUAGUCGUGCGAAGGGGAGAAGUGGUGCAUCGCUCUUCGGAGCAACAACAUUAUUUCAACACUCCCUUCCAAUUGUCACUUCCACCUCCAGGACACUCUAAUAUGGUACUUCGCGAUAGUCCAGAAUCUGCUGACACUUCGAGUUUCGGUGUCGAGGAUGGCGACGUGAUUCUCUUAGCAACCGACGGGGUAUUCGACAAUGUGCCUGAUCAGUUGUUAGUCACCGAGAUGCAGAAAAUCGAAGGCGAGAGGGAUCCGACAAAAAUACAAUGCGUCGCUAACACGAUAGCAUGGAUGGCGCGUCGUUUGGCUUUUGACGACGCCUUCAUGUCUCCGUUUGCUCAAAGUGCUCGAGAAAAUGGGAUUGAUGCAAUAGGUGGUAAACCGGACGAUAUUACGGUGCUUUUAGCAACGGUGGCGAUAUGAUAAAA
This is a messenger RNA of Camponotus floridanus (Florida carpenter ant), 1294 nucleotides long. RefSeq names its product protein phosphatase PTC7 homolog. The record is from RefSeq and is a predicted model, not a curated record. Bases 351 to 1289 code for a protein of 312 amino acids. The transcript has 5 exons. NCBI's taxonomy places the organism in Eukaryota, Metazoa, Arthropoda, Insecta, Hymenoptera, Formicidae.